Messenger RNA from Penicillium oxalicum, 3531 nucleotides. RefSeq lists its product as uncharacterized. Gene Ontology annotation, biological process: protein folding. The record is from RefSeq and is a predicted model, not a curated record. The coding region runs from base 1 to 3531 and encodes 1176 amino acids. NCBI's taxonomy places the organism in Eukaryota, Fungi, Ascomycota, Eurotiomycetes, Eurotiales, Aspergillaceae. The transcript is spliced from 5 exons. Gene Ontology annotation, molecular function: heat shock protein binding; lipid binding.
AUGCCGUCCGAAGUAGAGCCUCUUCUUCCGCGAUAUGAUGACGAGACCGCCCGUCAGCGCCGUCUGCAUCAGAAGCUACACACGUACCAAAUGGUCCGUGCGAUGGCAGAGGGAUAUAUGCCGUCGACCGAGCAGGCCAUUGUGAAUCUUCGGACAUUGCUUGCGUCGGAUAUUCUGAACCUGCGAAAUCAGGACAUUGGCUCCACCGGUCGUCUGCUGGUCCGUGAUGCACGACUGGUCAUCACCGUCCUCAUUGAGUUCUUGCGGGAGAAAAACGAGGAUGACCAGUUACAGGAGUUCUUGUGGCGAUUGUCACGGUCCAGGGUUGAGAUUGAUACGGGGCGGGUGGAUGGAAGUGCUAAAGACGCCAAGGCUCGCGCCGAUGCCAAAGCGGCCUAUGAUAGCUUUCGAACAGUGGGCAAUUUGCUCCUCACAAAUGCGGACUUUCGCCUCUUUGUCGACGAUGUAGCGACUAUUGGGCGCCAAAUUUUUGCCGAUACCGCAUCGGCUCUCUCAGAGUCGGCGAAGCAGGUGGCUGACGAGGCCAAGCCAUCUGAGGAAAAGACCAAGGCGUUGCAGGGACCGGGCGCGGAUGACGGGCACGAGUUAUCCAAGGAGGAACUCAAGGAAGAGGUAGCCCAUGUUGCCAAAGUUGCGGGAAAAGGCGUGGUACGCACGGAGCAGGCCGCCGUGGAAAGCGCCAAAGAGCAUCUGUCGGGCCAGGAGCGGGAUACCCUUUUACAUCGUCUCAAACAAGCAGUCUCCAAGCUUCGACAGCGGACCGACUAUACGGACUCCGUGUCCACUCUGACCCAAUUGAUUCAACGGUAUGCAGCAAUCUAUGCCAAUGUGGCAGAAGAUGCGGCCGCCACGGCACAGGAGGGGGCCGAGGUGAAUGAAGAUCUCAAGAAAGCCGUGGAUAUGUUCUGGAAUUUGCUACGGAUGUUUGGCGAUGCCAAGGAGUGGGAUAACUUGAAGGAGAAAUUCAACAAGGUUUUGCGUCAUGCAGACAAAGAUCCGGAGUUCGAGCGUCUGAUGGGGGAGGUCAGCAAUUCGGUGGGAGAGAUGCUGACCGACCCGGCCUUCUUCGACUCUGCACCGGAAAAACUUGACGAACUCAAGAAGAAUUCCGAGAAAGUGAGCGCGGAAUCGGGGAUUCGCCAAGACAUGGAUGAGCUUCUGGCUCAGGCAAAGAAGACACUGCGCAGCGUUCCCGAGGAUAAUGAAGUCGCCAAGCUGGUCAAUGCGACAAGAAAGCUCCAACGCGAUGCUUACAACGCCUACAAAGACAAAAAGGGCGAUCUUCCCAUUGAUAUUGCAAAUUACAUUUUGCCCAUGAUCCUCCGCAUGAUCCAGUAUAUCCCCAUUCCGCGUCUGGAGGUAUCAGCGCCAGAAAUGGAUCUCCUAUUGGAGAAUUUGAUUCUGGAGCCAGGUCGGACUGUCAAUUAUUCAUCUUUCCUGCCGUAUCGCAUGAACCUACUCACCCGGAAUAGUAUUGACAUCGUCAAGAAGCACGCCAAGCGUACCGACACGACAAUCAAAACGGCCUUUACGGUCAAUAUUGAAGGCUUGAACAUCAGUGCGCAAGACUUUGGGUAUUGGCUUCGCGCUCGCACGGGGCUGUUCUUCCGAUUGAAAGACGAGGGUAUUGCGAGCUUCUACUUGGACCGACGAGGCAUCGACAUUUCACUGGAUGUGGAGGUCGGCCGUGGCCGCUUGGAAGAGAUCUUCAAUCUACGUGGUGUUCGGGUCCGCAUCCACAAACUUGAUUACAAAGUUUCACAGAGUCGAUGGAAGUUCCUUCUCUGGUUGACCAAGCCGUUCAUGAAACACUUGGUACGACGUGUCUUGGAGAAGAAGAUCGCAGAAGAGAUCGUAGCGGCCGCAUUCGCACUCAAUCGAGAACUGGUCUUUGCCCGGGAACGACUGCGUGCGGCACGCAUUGCCAACCCACGGGAUCUGGCGAGCUUUAUUCGUGCCGUUCUUGCACGUCUUCGCCCAGCCGACACCGAUGUCGAAGCCCGGAUUGCCGUCGAGCCGCCACAGGACGGCGUUUUCAAGGGCGUAUACGCGCCCGGGAGCAUUGUCAAGACCUGGCAUGAGCAGGCGACUGCGGCCCAGGAGGCAAUUGAUGAUGGAGAUGAAACGCAUGGAGUCGGCUCCCCUCCAGCGGGACUGCCCGAGCAAAUCAACCGCUGCUCGACGUACGCUUUGCAAGCUCUGUUCCCCAGAGCUCAGGAUCCGUGGGGCCAUAAAAUUUGGGAGUUGAUGGCCUGGGAAAACGUGACUGGAGACGAUUGUUCAGAAUUGCUUGUCCUCGCCGCUGAGGAUUACUACAAAAUAUUAGGCUUGGAUAAGUCCGCAUCCGAGAGAGAUAUCAAGCGCGCGUACCGCACACUCAGCAAGAAGUAUCAUCCUGAUAAAAAUCCUGGUGACGACUCUGCGCGCGAAAAGUUUGGCGAAAUCGCCGAUGCCUACGAUGUCUUGUCCACCUCUUCCCUACGCAAGAUCUACGAUCAGUAUGGCCACGAUGGCGUGCAACAACACCGACAAGGGGGUGCUGCCGGGGGUCGCCAGAAUGAUCCGUUCGAUCUGUUCUCGCGCUUUUUCGGCGGCGGUGGACAUGCCGGCCAUGCACCUGGGCACCGUCGUGGUCCGGAUAUGGAGGUGAAGGCUGCUCUUCCGUUGCGGGACUUCUACACUGGACGAGAGAUCAGUUUCCUUGUUGAGAAGCAGCAAAUCUGCGAUGACUGCGAGGGAACUGGAUCAAAGGAUCGCAAGGUGGUUCACUGUGAUCAGUGUAAUGGUCGUGGCAUGGUCAUUAGGAAACACAUGCUGGCGCCUGGUAUGUUCCAACAGGUCCAGAUGCCUUGCGACCAGUGUGGAGGACAAGGCAAGAAGAUCAAGAAUCCUUGCCCCGUGUGUCACGGGCAAAGGGUUGUCAAGAAAUCCGUUGAGACAACCGCCGAGAUUGAGCGAGGCAUGGACAAAGGCACGAGGCUUGUUUUUGAAAACGAAGCCGACGAGAGUCCCGAUUGGAUCGCGGGUGAUUUGAUCGUCAUUCUUGAUGAAAAGGAGCCCGAGCUUGGGACGACCGACGAAGAGCGCACAGAUGGCACAUUCUUCCGACGAAAGGGCAAGGAUCUCUUUUGGAAGGAGACGCUUUCGUUACGGGAGGCUUGGAUGGGCGAUUGGACGCGUAACGUGACACAUCUCGACGGGCAUAUCGUCCGACUUGGACGCAAGCGCGGUGAGGUCGUCCAGCCUCUUGCCGUUGAGACUAUCAAAGGGGAAGGUAUGCCUCAUUACUCCGAGGCGCAUCUCCAUGAUCAGCACGAUGAGGACGACUCACCGGGCAACCUAUAUGUGGAAUACACGGUUGUGCUGCCUGACCAAAUGCAGAGUGGCAUGGAGAAGGAUUUCCAUGCACUAUGGGAGAAGUGGCGCAAGAAGAUUGGGAUUGACCUUAUCAAGGACAGUGGCAGGCCCAUUCCUCCGCCGGCGGGGGAGGAUGAGAAAGAUGAGCUGUAA